AAAUAAUCGGGAGGGAUAUUUUGGGAUUCCAUAUUUGACAUGAUCAGAGGGGUGUCCGGGGGCAAUCCUCUCUUGCCCUAGCGAUAGUAUAUAAAUAGAAGUCGGCCCAUCCUUAGCACUGUUCCUCAGCAGCUACACGCCAGCUCCCAGCUCACGAUGGUUGCCUUCUUCCAUUUCGCCCCUGUUCUCCUUCCGCUCGCUGCCACCUUCUUCUCUGUUUUCGCGCAGACUAUUCCUAGCUGCGCCCAGAACUGUGCUGUCAAAGCCCUUUCGGGCUCAAAUUGCACUUCAUUGACUGACCUCACCUGCGUUUGCAAUAACGAAAAAUUCUUCGACUCCGCUGGCGUUUGCACCCUCGAGAAUUGUAAUGCUACGGACGUUGCUCUGGCUGCUGCUGCCCAAAAACAACUCUGUACAAACUUUGCCACCACUACAUUCUCCCUCCCUCCCAGUCUCACCUCCACUAUCUCUCUCCCGACGAGCAAGCCUGGGAACUCCACCCUCAGUGGCAGCGCGACUUCCACCCACAAUGUUAACGUGACUUCCACCACCAGUCCUGGCACCGGCUCAGGCUCGAGCACCACUGCCUCUGCCCACUCAACUAGUCGGUCUGGAGCCGCUGCACCUGGUGCGAAGGUCCUCUUUGGAAGCGACCUUGUUCUCGCUCUCGUUCUUGGAGGUGUCAUGUUCGGCGCUUACGCAAUUGGAUUGUAGUGAUGAUGUGUGGCUUACGGAUUCUCGGCGCCAGUAUUUUUGUUCUUCCUUCCACCUCUUUCGUAUUUUUCUCCCAUAACCUUAUCAUUCGAAAAGUAUCCUUGUCCUUACAUUAUGUUUCGUAAUAUGAAUUCAUGUGAUGAGAAGCUUG
Molecule: messenger RNA, 865 nt
Organism: Cantharellus anzutake
Lineage: Eukaryota; Fungi; Basidiomycota; Agaricomycetes; Cantharellales; Hydnaceae
Exons: 5
Coding region: 157-714 (185 amino acids)
Source: RefSeq, a predicted model, not a curated record